UUAGAGAAGGGAAAGAAGGAUAAAUAUUACAAUACCAAAUUGAAACUUUAUAAAAAAAAAACUCACGCUUCAAUUACAGGGCUAUUGCGGUAAUUGUACACAUAUAGUACCAACAAACCAAAUCUAAUAAUAUGCCAGAUAAAUCGAGUGACAAGGUAAAUGGAUCGGAAGGCAGUACUCCAUACACGGUUGAAAAGUCUAAUACAGAUGCAUCAGGUGUGAAAACUGGAGAGGGAAUCACGGUUCAAGCUGGAUCAAACAAGAAAAAGGCUCGAGUAUUGGGAUCAUUCCCAUGUCCAGAUUGUAGUAAAGUUUUCACUCGUAGUGACCAUCUUUCUCGUCAUUACUUAAACCAUGCACCUAAGGAGGUGUUUGAAUGCGAUGCUGUGAUUGAAGAAUUUGGAGGUGUGGCCCGGAAAUGUGGUCGUACGUUUGUUCGUAAGGAUUUGAAAGAACGUCAUAUGAAACGACAUUCUGAACUAGAUGGAGGUGCCACCAAGAGACAACGUAAUAAUAAUUCACAAACAGUGAAGAUUGUAUCACAAACAGAGAGAAGUAAUAGUAUUUCAUCACAAGCAACUAUCCCUGAAUCACCAUUUUCACAGACUCAAGCCCAUUUACAACCUUCUCAACAGGUUCUUAUACAAAAUUCAGAAGUGCGACCGGGCAACAAUUCCAUUACACCUCAAGCUACUCCUCUGCACAACGAGAAGGACUCACCUCAAAUGGUAAGUCUUGUAUAUACUCAACAAGCCACCGCUGCCACUGGCACACAAAAUGCACAAACCAGUAAUGCACCAUAUUAUUAUCAGAAUUUCAAUAGUAACGCGCCACCUACCCAGAAUGAUAUUUUAUCCUGGCUCUUCACUGACUCACCACCCAACAAUAUGAUGAAUCAAGCUAAUGCUCAACAUGCUGGACAGUCAAUUAAUAAUCAUCGAUUCCCCACUCCACAAGUGAGGAAUGGUGUAAUAUUCGAUGGUCACACUCCACAAAUCCUGCCAGCAGAAACGCCCGUACCAGCCUCCUUAAUGUUUCAAAAUGCAUCUCCUAGACAGUUUACAAAUGGGAACAAUCAGUUACAGCCACAAUCGGGAAAUAGACAAAUCACUCAACCAAUGGUAUCGAAUGCUCCGGCUGUGAACACACAAAAUGUACCACCACUGGUUAUUCCACCACCACAGGGACUAAAUGGAUCUCUUGUACCUCCUGGAUCUGGAUUAAUUGGACCGAAUGAUAACUCCUUGUCUCCAUUCUACAAGUCAUUUUCUACCACUCUGCUCGGUCGAUCAAUGGACCAACAAUUAAUAAACUCAUAUGGAUUUCAAGAUGUUAAUAUUUUUCUGAAUAGUGAUAAUCCAUUGGAUGAAAUAUUCUUGAAGACCUUGCCAGAGAAUGGGAUUAUGUCAAAUUUUUAUUCUACUCAGGGUAAUUCAUAUCUCCCCGACCAGUCAGCAACUGGUAAUGCAAAUUUUACGUUUAAUAUGGUUGGUGGAUCUACAGCUUCAUCUUCAUCACCAACAACAACCACAGACUCCAAUUCUCCUCGACAUUACAAUAACCAUCCAGCACCAAUGAAGAACAUUACAAUUUCCAUGCAAGAAAGAAUCGCAGAUUACGCGAAGAGGCACAAUACCCAGAAAAAUUGUCAAGUCUUUAUAGAUACCCUUGUAUUGGAUGGUUGUCUUGCAGCUAUACCUUCACUUUCACGAGAAAAAAUAGUUCAAAUCUUUGAAGAUGAUGGUGAAACUACUUCUUUCAUUCCAUUAGAAGACCGUCUCUCGUACUAUCUUUCCCUCUAUUGGGCGCUUUUCCAUCCACAAUACUCCUUCAUUCAUAAGCCAACAUUUGAUACGCGCACUUGUGAACCUUUGCUUCUACUUUCCAUGAUAAUCAUGGGGUGUAAUUACUCAGAAUUUCCCGUCACUGUUCCUCAUAAACUUACUCCAGAGUUCAAAUUCAGCUUACAGGUGGCUACUCCAUUGAGGUUUAUGAUAUUCCAACAUGAAGAUUUUAAAACCCCAGUCAAACUUUGGAUCUUGCAAAGUUUAAAUAUUUUGGAGUGGUGUGAGAAGAAUUUUCUCCUGAGAGAUAUGCAUGAAAGAGCACAUAUUCAUCAUGGAACAACGGCACAAUUGCUCAGACGGUCACCCCUAUUAGGAGGUAAUCCUGCGGCCGCAAAGCCAAAGAGAAGGACAAACAGCGGGGGUAACUCAACAAGUGCAGGAGAAGAUGAAUCGGACCCUGGUGAAGUAGUGGAGAAGAAAUCUGUGGAUGACUCUGACUUUGACUUGUAUAUGAGAUGGGUUGAAUCAGAGUCCAUGAAGAGAACAACUUUUAUGACGUUUUACAUGGAUAUAAUCGACUAUAUCAAGUUUAGACACAAUCCACAAAUUUUAUUUUUUCAAUUACAACUCCUUCAUUUACCAUGUGAUGACACAAACCUUUGGGAGUCGACUGAAGUGGUUGGAUCAUUUAAGAAAAUUGUGAAGCGACAAAAGAAACUCCAGCAACAAUAUGGUCCACUAUCAGGAAGCUCGUCACGUUAUACUGGGGUCAAAUUUGGCGAGAGCUUUUUGAGUGCCCUAAAAAAGAUGCUCAGGCCUCACAGUAAUGGAGACCAUGUACCCAAAUCGGGUCUAUCUCCGUUUACAAAAAAGAUUUUAUUUGCUGGAUUGUUAUCAAUCAUGUAUCAAAUGCAACAAACAGAAGUUCAAAAUACUACAUCUCUCCUCACUGGUAGUGAUAAAAUUGGUGGUGGUGUAAUUGGAAAUGGAGCCGCUACAAAGAAUAACAUGCUGUCAUGGAAGGAAAUAUUGACCAAAUCGUUUGAUAAUUGGAAUAUUGAUAUUAAUGAGAAAUGUUCUCUUAAACAACAUAAAAUUGGUAAGACUGCAUUUGAACAUGCAGUCAAUACUACUCAAUGUCAGUUUCCAAUGUAUCAUUUGACUCAAAUUAUCGGAAUCUCUGAUUUAAAUCAAUAUGAUAUUGCCAUCUUUGGUGGAUCUCCUGCCAACAUGAGUGUGGAUGCUACCAUGAAAGAUCAUGUUAUUGUGCAAGCUAAAUUGAACAGUAUGUGGUCAAGGUAUGCGGUACAGAAACGCAAGAAUAUCAGUGAAUUAAUAAAUUUGAAGAGUGUAAUUCAUUCCUACUUGUUGCUAUGGGAGCUUAUGCUUUUACCAGAAAAGGGAGAGGCUGAAACUCCAUCAAAUCCCGAAGAUCUGUACUUGGACUGGACUGCAUCGCGGGACUAUUAUGAUUCUAUGUAUGCUGUUGGAGUAGCAACUCUUACGCUUUGGAGUUUUGCCUUCACUACAUGUGGACUUGAAUCUCAGAAAUUUGAAGAAGGUUUAGAACAAAAUGAAAAUUACGACAAAUUGGUCAAAUUUAGUACUGAAAGCGGCCAUGCAUAUUUGUAUAGAGUGAGAGAAGAAUUUACGAAAUAUCUUCGAAGUGAUGGGUUAGGUGAGGAGUAUAGCAUUCAACCUUUCCAAAUUCAAAAAUCAGGUAAGACUCCUCAUGAAGUACUUGUCAAAUAUACUGCGCUUCUUUCUCGGAUCACGGACAAACAAAAUAUCAGCGGGCUCUGUUUCCUUGUGGGAUCUAAGUUACUCAAGAGUCAAUGGGAGAUCUUACGUGAAAACGCGAAAUUGAUCUUAAAUUGUGGGUUAAGGUCAAUUGGAAAGAAGACUAUUAUUUGCCAAGACUUGUUCUCCAAUGAUUGGGAGUAGAUAAAUAUAUAAUAAACUUAGUAAACUAAUAUUAAAUAAAAGAGCACUUCCAACA
This is a messenger RNA of [Candida] anglica, 3786 nucleotides long. Lineage: Eukaryota; Fungi; Ascomycota; Pichiomycetes; Serinales; Debaryomycetaceae. The record is from the annotation of a GenBank genome assembly.